Molecule: messenger RNA, 1339 nt
Organism: Colossoma macropomum (tambaqui)
Lineage: Eukaryota; Metazoa; Chordata; Actinopteri; Characiformes; Serrasalmidae
Product: CD276 antigen homolog
Exons: 4
Coding region: 166-678 (170 amino acids)
Biological process (GO): positive regulation of T cell proliferation; immune response; cell surface receptor signaling pathway
Cellular component (GO): external side of plasma membrane
Source: RefSeq, a predicted model, not a curated record
UGCUCCAAGAAGAGCACUGGAACAUAUGAAGUUCUUUCAUCUCAAACUGUGUUUUUCUGUUUGUUUAAUGAUUCAGGCUCCUACAGAAAGUCCAUAAAGCUGAUGACCACAUAAAGAGCUUUGACUUGGCCUGAUGGUUAUGAAGUGACCCUCUGAGCCUGUGCUAUGGACUGCAGACUUGGUUGUUGGACAGGACUAAAACAUUUGCCUGUCUGUGUGCUCCUGCUGCUGAUAAAUACAGUGUCCCUGCAGGAGAUUGAAGCUGUUGUAGGAGACAACAUCAUCUUACCAUGUUCAAACAGUGAUGAGGCACCGCAGGAUAAAGUCACUGUGUUCUGGAGAUUCAGAGACAGCAGGACUGUGUACGACAUCAUCAACAACAAAGUGUUGUUUGAUGAACAGGACACAUCAUUCAGACACAGAGUUGAAAGUUUUCCAGCUGAGUGGACAAAGGGAAACUUCUCCAUCACACUCAGCAGUGUCCAGAAGGCUGAUGGAGGACUGUACACCUGCUUCAUUCCUGCUAUCAACAAACAAACGAAAGUACAGCUGAUUGUUAAAGAUUUUCCUGUCUCAAGACGUAUACAAACCCUGAUAAACCAGGAUGUCAAAAGCGAACCACAGAACCUUCUUCUUUUUUCAGCAGCUCUUUUGGGACUUGCUCUACUGUAUGUCUGACUUGUCUAACUUUAGUGCUGAACCAGUUACAAUGUACCACCACCACCACCAUAGUGGUGUGGAUUGCUACACCUGGGACUGACUGCUGCAACGGGGCUUAUGCCUGGUCGUAAGUUAAGCUGACUGUGUACCAACAGUAUGUGGUUAGCUAACUUUGUUACGAAAAGCAGUAACAUCACUUGUCCAGACUGUCUCAGUUUAGAAGGAGCUGCUGAAUACCUGUGAAUGCAGAGAACUAAGAGAUUCGAGGACACUGCUCUAAUUCUCGAGUCACUGCGCUGCCUACCAAUUCACUACAGAACUGACUUUAAAGUGCUUCUAAUUAUAUUUAAAUCACUGAAUGGCUUCAUGCUUCAGGUAUUUAAAGCCAAAAGGCUUCUCUAAAUCACGAGGAACUGGUCAGUCAGUAGUGGCCAAUAUAAGAGCCAAAUAGGGUGAGGCUGCCAGAUGAUGUCAGAUAGGCUCCAGAUAUAAGUCUAGUUAAAAACUUGUUUCUUUGUGUCGUUGUUUAGCUCUGCACUUUAUCUUAGCACUACAAUAUUCUUAGUUCCUUUAAUCCAUUAAUCAUUUAUCUUUUCAAUGCACUUUCAUACCACAGGAUAUCUUAAGACAUCCCAAGACAUGGUAAUGGCUGGGUAUGUACCCAGCCAUUACCAUGUCU